Tribolium castaneum (red flour beetle) is the source of this 2313-nucleotide messenger RNA. RefSeq lists its product as uncharacterized. The coding region runs from base 25 to 1221 and encodes 398 amino acids. NCBI's taxonomy places the organism in Eukaryota, Metazoa, Arthropoda, Insecta, Coleoptera, Tenebrionidae. The transcript has 2 exons. The record is from RefSeq and is a predicted model, not a curated record.
UAUUUUUCUCCUCUUUGUAAAGAAAUGUCGACUCAACUCGAAGCUAACAUCAAACAGUGGCUAGCAAAAGCCCUAAAAUCUCAAAACCUGUCCGACUUUUCCGUAAAACUCGUCGGAAAUUCGGGCAAAGGCGACGGUUACGUCGGUGAUAUAACUUUCGUGCAACUCUCAACCCCUCACCAAACCUACAAUCUGGUGGUAAAAUGCAGCAAACAGUCCAAGGCUUUCACUCGAAUUUUCCUCCGCGAGAUAUUUUUCUACGACACUCUAUUACCCACUUUCAUCAAAUUCCAAAAAGAGAGAAAUUUGGCGGAAAUCUUCGACAGUGUGGCCAAAUGUUACGGAACCUACACGAGUGAAAAUAUCCACGUUAUAAUCCUAGAAGACUUGAAGAAACUGGGGUAUGAAUUGUGGCCAGUGUCCAAGCCAAUGAACCGCGAACAUAUUGAAAUGGUAGUGCGAGAAUAUGGCAAGUUUCAUGCAACUUCAGUGGCGCUGAAAAUUCUGAAGCCUGAAAAGUUUCAAGAGAUUUUAGCUACGUUGAGUCGCACUGUGAGCGACAUGUUCCGGACGCCGGAAAUGCAAAGUAUCGUCAAGAAAUCUUUGAAAAAAGCGAUCGAGUUGAUUGAGGGGGAAGUGGCGGAGGAAAUCGUCACAAAAUUGAAACACUUGGUGGAAAAAAUACAAAACACGACUCUAGAAUUUGAGGAAAAUUCACGCCUGAACGUGGUGUGCCAUGGUGGUUGUUGGAAUAACAAUUACAUGUAUAAAUAUGAUGGUAGUACUAAAAAUGUUCCGUCAAAACUUGUCAUAAUCGACUGGCAAAUAGCAACUUGUGGAACACCCAUUGCGGAUUUGUCUUAUUUCCUCUUUAGUUGCAUUUCGGCCAAAGAUAUCGAACAUUUGGAAGAUCUUUUGCUUGUUUACCACCAGUCGUUUUCAAAUCACUUGGAAAAGUUCGGUUUAAUUCCUGAAAAUUUGUACCCGCGUGAGCAGUUUUUAAACGAUUGGCAAGCCUGUAGCAAAUAUGGACUUGUAUUGGCGAUUAGAAGCGUACGAACUUCUUUCAUCGAAAAAGAUGAGAUCGUCGAUUUGGAAGAGGCGCUCCAACAGGGAGUCGAACUGGCCGAUUAUUUUACCAGAGACAUAAGAAACAUGAAGGGAUAUAAAAGCAGGAUUACGUACCUUGUAAAGUACGCCCACAAACAUGGAUUAUUUUAAAUAACACUAAUUUACAAAAAAGAAAAAAUUAAUACUGAUUUUGUUUUCUCUUUCUGUGAUCACUAAAAUAUCUGUCACAUUUGUGUCACGUGGGCUUUGAAAAUAUUCAAAAAACAAAGAGUGCCUUGUAUUGUCUGCGAAGUGCUUUUUCACAUGAGGUGUCACUCGACAUACAUUAAAAAAAACGUCAAAGGUGGCUGUGGAUUUCUGACAGCAGAUAAACAAAAAACAAGCGCCAAAUAAUAGACAAGAAAAAACAAAAAUUGACCUGUUUCAGGAUUUUUUCAUUAGUCGCCAAUUUAUAAAAUAAUAAACUGAUUUUUUUCAUUGGCAUCAUAUAAUACAUAGUAAGUACAGUUACGAUAAAAAAGAAUGAUACCUCUACCAACCGGGCAGGAUAGCACAGAUUAGUUUACAAAUUGUCCUUAUAAAAUAGCUAAACGUACACUUUGACCAUAUCAUAUCAAAAGUUUUGUGACUACAGUUUUAGGGGUGUCAUUCUUUUUGAUCGUGACUGUACGUUGUAUGUCAAUUUUGCAUAAAAUCUAAAGAGAAAAAAAUGCAGAAUGUGUUGCGUUGUUUGCAUUCACCUUAAAAAGAUUAGAGACGAAGCAGUCUGUCACAUUUUUGAAGUUGCAUAAUGAAUAUUUAAAAAACUUGAUGUCCUUAUUUUUUUUCGUCUUUACUUUCAAACUAAUUGUUCUAUCAAUAAACAUUUCUUUCAUCUAUUAGUAAAAAACUUUGGUAGCUAUUGUUGUUAGCAGUAAAUAAAACAAAAUAGCUGGGGAUUUUUUAUUUGUUACAAAAGUCACACAGUUAAUCCAAAUUGCGUAGGUAGUGCAAAAAAUUGCUCUUGACCCUUCGAUAAAACUCGUCCUUGUCCGAAAAUUUCAUCGAAAAAGAUGAGAUCGUCGAUUUGGAAGAGGCGCUCCAACAGGGAGUCGAACUGGCCGAUUAUUUUACCAGAGACAUAAGAAACAUGAAGGGAUAUAAAAGCAGGAUUACGUACCUUGUAAAGUACGCCCAUAAACAUGGAUUAUUUUAAAUAACACUAAUUUACAAAAAAAUAAAAUUUUACCAAGAAAAAAUUAA